Molecule: messenger RNA, 919 nt
Organism: Cololabis saira (Pacific saury)
Lineage: Eukaryota; Metazoa; Chordata; Actinopteri; Beloniformes; Belonidae
Product: zinc finger protein ZFPM2-like
Exons: 4
Coding region: 423-899 (158 amino acids)
Biological process (GO): heart development; negative regulation of transcription by RNA polymerase II; positive regulation of transcription by RNA polymerase II
Cellular component (GO): nucleus
Molecular function (GO): RNA polymerase II-specific DNA-binding transcription factor binding
Source: RefSeq, a predicted model, not a curated record
AGCGCAGCCUCAUCACGGAGCGGAGCCGGUGCUGAGCAGAGAGAGAUUCACUCACACAGGGAGGGAGAGAGGGCGUGCAUGUGCAGGCUGUGUGUGUCUGAAUCUGCACAUGUGUGUGUAUGUGUGUGUGUGAGUGUGUGUGUGUGAGGGAGAGAAAGAAAGUCAGCGCCAGAGCCAGAGAGACGAGAAAGAUAAAGGAAAGACAGACGGAGCGAUAGACUUGUGCGUAAAAAAAAAAAAACUACUGGUGUCCCCCCUUUUUUAUUCUAGUUCUUCCUCCGUUUCCAUCAGACCAAAAAAAAAAAAAAAAAAAAAAAAAAUCAUAAAACCCCCUUCAAAUCUUUGCUUGCUUGGAUGAACCAAAACCUAUCGAUCUGUCAGCCCUAUAACACCUGGAUUCAGUGACCGGCCGCGCAGCAGGCAUGUCCCGAAGGAAGCAGAGCAACCCCAGGCAGAUCAAACGUCCUCUGGAGGAUGGCCUGGAGGAAGAGGAGGAGGAGUGUGUCUCUGAGGAGAACGAGCUCCUGGCUAAAGAUGAGUUUUCGGUGGAAGAGAACUUCACAGCCGAGUUUGAGACUGAGAACAUGGCUUGUGAAGACAUGGAGUACUUCUGCAACAAAGGCGAGGAAGAUGGCAAUCGAGAAGCAGGAGAGGCGGAGCCGGAGGGUCAAGGCGAGAAGAGCGUGCAUGUGGCCGUGGGACCGGAGGAAUGGGAUGGUCCAAGAGAGCUGGACAGCUUCCUCAAGGACGGCGAGCGGCGGAUCCACAGCCGGCAGCAGCUCCCCGUGGGGACCACGUGGGGACCCUUCGAGGGGAAGAUCGAGAUGAGCACCGACACCGCCGCGGUAAGUCCCGGUCCCAGUCAAGUUCUCACUGCAGACGUGGCUGUCCGGCCUUAACCACAGGGCCGGUUCUAGAA